Messenger RNA from Lytechinus pictus (painted urchin), 3963 nucleotides. Its product is annotated as lipopolysaccharide-induced tumor necrosis factor-alpha factor homolog. Gene Ontology annotation, molecular function: zinc ion binding. Bases 284 to 871 code for a protein of 195 amino acids. The record is from RefSeq and is a predicted model, not a curated record. The transcript is spliced from 5 exons. Lineage: Eukaryota; Metazoa; Echinodermata; Echinoidea; Temnopleuroida; Toxopneustidae.
GCCAAUUUGAAAUCUACAUACUAUUAGUGAUCCUAAUUUUAAAGCAGCUAUAACUUUCUUAUUGCUUGUCCGAUUUCUUUUAAAUUUUCACCAUUCUGUUUAAUUUAUUUUUCUCCUUCCCAACACAACAUUUCAUGGCCAAGGCUGGAUUCCCCUUUAACAGACGUGAAAUAUUUCGAGACGAAAUUCUACAUAUAUCCUUUCAUUUUGUGUGGAUGAGACAGUCUUGAUUAGUCAUAACGUAACAUCCUCCGACCGAAUUACCCCUAAAACAAUAACGAACAUGUCAGCUGUUCAGGGACCUCCCCCACAGGGACAAGAUAAAAGCCAAGAAGUUGGAGGGAUGCAAGCUCCACCCCCUUAUACCCAAGCUGUGGAGCCAUCCAGUUACCCCACCAAUCCUGGCUAUCCAACUCAACCUCCACCAGCAUCAGGCUAUCCUGUGCAGCCUCCUGCUGGGGGUUACCAAGCCCAGCCUCCUCCUGCUGUCGGUUACCCAGCCCAGCUCCCUCCUGCUGCCGGCUACCCAGCCCAGCCCCCUCCCAUGACUGUACCGCCCUACACUGGUCAACCACAGGGAGUUGAUCCUAGCAAUGUGGUGAUUGUUAAUCAGCCUGGUGUAUUGGUCCAUCAUCACCUUUUAUUCCGAGAUGUUCCAGUGGCUUGCACAUGUCCGAAUUGCCACAAUCAAGUGACGUCUAACGUCCGUCGGGAGGUUGGAGGACUUACUCUCCUCAUCAUGGGGGCGCUCUGCAUCUUUGGACUGUGGCUUUUCUGUUGCUUGAUUCCACUGUGUAUCGAUGCCUGCAAGGAUGCUGUCCAUACAUGCCCUGUGUGUAACCAUCAGUUAGGCCGCUGGAAUCAGCUUUAGAAGCGAGACCCACGACAACUCCCAGAACAAAGUCAACCAAGUACUAGGUCACUCCCCUCUCCUUUAGGCCCAGGACCAAAAUUCAGUCCCAUUUAGAUUCCCUGCUUUGUCAUCAGAAAGACCCAGAUACAGGACCCCUGUGCAUAGUACCAUCAUAUAGGAAGAUGGAUUGUAAUCUUCAAAAUUUGAUAAUUUUCUUGAUGUCUAUUAUUGUUUUCCUUCUAAAGUAGAUUUCUUUUUUCUUGAUGGCUUUGGGACAUAUGUACUUCAAUAAAAACAUUGACCGUAUAAAGAAAAUUGAUCUGGUUUGCUAAACUGUUAGCAAUUGUACAGAAUGAUCAGAUUUAAUACAGGUACAUGUAUACCAAAUGAAAGUGAAAAAAAAUGUACAGAUCUAUAUUUCUAAAUGCUCUGAUUAGAAUUGAUAUAUUUUACAGCCUCCUAAGUUUUGGUGAAUCCCCUAAAAUUGGUUGUUACUAUUCCAUUUUAUUACAUGAUGUGAAUGCAUACUAUGGUGUGGAUGAUAGAAAAUAUGCAUGUUUUUGUGGAUGUAUUUUGUGAUAUUACAGGAAUGUAAUAUUUAUGAUCUUUGUAUGCAGAUUUCUGGUAGUAAUUUUUUAAAAUUUGUAUUCAAAGUGUCCUUUUAAAGAAAGAAAAAUAAAAAAUGUACCAAAGGAGAAAAUAGCAUAAAAAUUCUCAUUUUCCGUCAGUGGUGGAAAAAAGAAACCAUGGCCACUAAUUAUGUGUAAGAUUAGAGUGUAAAAUAAUGCUUACAAGAGUAUUGACAAAAUAUUAAGAUGGGCUUUGAUAUUUUAUGAUGAGGUAUAUUAGAUCAUAUGUAUCAGAUAUCUUUUCAUUCUAAUGUAGCAUUAUGUUCUGAAGCAUAAUGAACAAGCUUACAAAUUUAUCAAGUCAUUCAAAAGCAUACAUGUAUUCAACUUAACUAAAAUGAGUCUUGUUUUAUGAAAUGAUGGUAACUACUAUAACUCCACUAAAUAUGUAAAAGGGGUUUACAUUUCUAUUUUACAGAGAUGAUGAAGUAAAAGUAUGAUAAUUUAGGACCAGAUAUAUUCUAAGGGUAAAAAUUAAGAUAUCAUACUAUCAUGGGCGGAAAUCUGUCCCCAAAGGUAGGGGGGACCAGGAGCUUGAAACUUUGACAACUCAAAAAAAGGGUAAUUUGAACCAAAAACAAUUUGACAAGCAAAAAAAAAAGGUUUUCACCCAAAAUGUAUGGUCAUUUAGUCCAAAAUGCAUGUAUUAUUUCGAUUGUGAAUGAUUUAUUUUUCUCCAUUUUAACAGACCAAAAAUAGUAGGGGGACAUUUGAUAUUGUGUUCCUACUAUUUUGGGUAGGGGGGACGCGUCCCCCUGGGAUUUCCACCCAUGCAUACUAUUGUUCAAAGUAAGUAUAGUGCAUUAAUAUACCUGGGAUUGGAGUGUUUUAUAAAGAUAUAAGUGAUACUAAGUGACACAAUCAAAUUCCCAGUUGCAUUCAAUAUAAAACGCAUCACCGCAUUGGUCAAAUCAUGCUAAGAGGAUGCACACUAUUAUGUGCAUAUAUCAUCUGUGUUUCAGCAUUCAUGCAUGACUCUUGAUCAAACUUAUCUCUCUGAGAAACACCACACUGGUCAUUAUUCAUUCACAAUUUAGUUUGAAAUUUUCCAUAGAAAUCACUCAAAUCAGUGGAAAAUCUGUUUUUUUAAAUCAGAAUUUUAUAUCAACAAAGGUGGCUUUUGCCUUUUUGAAAAUCCUGUUUCUUCUACAUUACCUGUAUAUUGUUGGAUUGUGUGUGAUCAGGCUUUUACAAUUUCAUAAUAUUCUUAUUAGUAUUAUCACAUACGGUAACUCUUUGUAAUCAUACAUUAGAUAUAUGAUAAAUAUGCAAUAUGGAUUAUGUAUGCAGUAAAACUCUUAAUACUCUAUUUCAAGUGCUUAUAUUCACAUGUAUAUUGGUAUUUGUGUAUUUGGGGAGAUUUUUGUAUUUCAAUAUUCUAUUCCAUUUUCAUUAUGUAGUUUAAUUUUACUGCAAAUAAUUGUUUAGAUAUGGAGGAUUUAAUUUACCCAUUUUUAAAGUACACUAUUGAAUUGCUAAUAUAUGUUUAUUAAUUAUCUUUGUUUCCUUUAGACCCCUCAAUGAUUUUGGGAUAUGUGGAAUAUGGAAUAGAUAUGGCUGCAAGUUUAUUUUUGUGGAGAAAGAAAAUAUUGUAUGCUGGUAAUUUUUAUAAUAUGGAUAUUCAAAUAUUUAUUGUGAUUAUUAUUCAUUAAUUUGAAUAAAGGUAUGUGUACCGUAGAGGUAUAUUAUCCCAUGGUACUUUCAUAUAGAUGUAUACUGUACAAGAUGUGUAUAUCUCAAGUGAUCAUUUAUUUACUUUUGGUUGCAGAAGUUUUCCUACCCCCAUAUGGCAAACUUAGGCAACCAAACAUUUAAAUAUAAGAUAACUCGAGAGAUACACAUAUUGUAGGAUUCAUUAUUUUGAAAUUGGACAAUAGGCCUAUACCAGCUGCACAGAAACAUUGUAAGUGCUAACAGAGGGACUGUUACAUCCAGUAAUGCCGGAGCGAUGCCCAAUAUCACAACAGUGCAUUAAUCACAUCUUGGAUCAAUGUUAUACAUCAAGAUUUGAAAAGGUGUGACCGGGCCUACUGUUAACACUAAAAAGGUUUUUGUACGGCCGAUACUGUUUACAAACCUAUAGAUUCAAAUCUUCAGACAUUUCUUUCUUGGAAACCUACUAAUUGUUUAUAUAUUUUUAACAUUUGUUUUUGAAGCAAUAUUCUUGAAAUCCAGUUACUUGUUGCUAUGUCUGCCAAGCCUGUAGUAUGGUUUGAAAAUAUCUUUGAAAAUGUCUUUGACAAUAGGUUAAUUCUAGGUUAAGUUGUCGACUUGAUCUGCCUUAUGAUAAGAACAAGAGCUGAAAAUUUUGUGAAAGAAAUAUCUUUGAAAGAGGCUUUACUUUCAGCUGAAGAAAGUUUUAAUAUAAUUGUACUUAGAUAUCAAUACAAUUUCACCAGUGCUUUCUUAGUUCGGAGUCACUUUAUUGUCUGUCAUAUAUACAUAUAUAUUCAUAUUAAAGGAAGACACCUUAAUACUCAA